Vespa crabro (European hornet) is the source of this 944-nucleotide messenger RNA. RefSeq lists its product as uncharacterized. NCBI's taxonomy places the organism in Eukaryota, Metazoa, Arthropoda, Insecta, Hymenoptera, Vespidae. The transcript is spliced from 3 exons. The coding region runs from base 120 to 533 and encodes 137 amino acids. The record is from RefSeq and is a predicted model, not a curated record.
UUGUCUUUAACCAAACGUCCAUCGUACUUAGUUUAUUACGUGUCGUUAGAGGUUAUGUUACUUUACUAACUAUCUGAAUAUACAUUUAAUUAUACAAAUCUUUACAAAUAUUAUAAAGUAUGUCUAGAAAAAAGUUAGUGUCAUACAUUAGGCCUGAAGAGCCAAAAUUUUUAAGAGAAUUAAAAGAACAGAUUAAAUACAAGGAAGGACCAACAAUUAAUACAAAGAAAGAAAUUUUGCCACGUGUCUCUGACAAUGAGGAGGAAGAUAUAGACGGAGAGAAGCCUCUUGUUGUUGUAUUAAAUUCAGGAGACUUAACUGCGGAAGAAGCAGAAGCUUAUGAAAAACAAAAACAAAAAGAGGAAGCUGAAGCUCCGAUUGAUUUGUCUAAACGUGUAAUAUUUAAUAAAGAUAAAUUGAAAAAGAGACAUUCAGAUACGAUUGACGGAUCUGCUAAUAAAAAAGUUAAAAAGAGCAAACAAAAGAAAGCUGUUUUAUCGUUUAACGAUGAAGAGGAUGAAAAUUUAGGAUAAGAUGUAAUGUGUGUGUGUGUGGGAGUGUGUGUGUGUUUGUAUGUGUGUGUAAAUAUUAUAUUUAUUUUUUAUUUACCGAAUAUUUUUUGGUAAUAAUAUCUGUUAUAUUCAUUACCAAUAAUAUUUGUAUAUUCACAUUAUUUUUACUAUAACACUUGUCUACAAAAUAUUGUGACAAAGUAUUUGUCAUUAAUAAUUUGAUGCAAUUGAUAUUGUAUAAAUUUCAAUUAAGAUUGUACAUAUGAUACAUUUUCAUAAAUAUAAUUUAUAUAUAAUGUAUUAAUGAGAUACAUUUAUACAAUAAUGGAAAACUUGAAGAAAAAAAAUGUAUAUAAUAAAUAUAAGUGUAUAUAUAUAUUUAUAUGAGAAAGAGAGAGAGAGAGAGAGAGAGAGAGAGAGAAAGAGAGAGAG